AUUAUCUAACAAGGGAAUGUUUCUAUAAGAUGGUCAAUGACUUUUGGCGAUGCUAUAUUAUAUUCCUUGCCUGGUAAUUCUUCUGACAAUUUAGCUCGACGCAAAGGGAACAACAAGAUUGCUUGAGUGGUAUGGCUGAUAGCACUGCUAUUCCACCAUUUAGAAAAUGCCAUGAGCUCGUCCCAGAGGAGUCUGAUGGAGCAUCUAUUCCAGACGCCCCCCUUCUUCGACCUAACAUCUAUGAGGUUGAUGAAUUUCUCGCCGCAGAAUUGGACGCGACGCUGCUCAAUAAACUGGGUUCAUAUUUGGAUUUCGUUGCGACAAGAUCCGGCACGCAUAUAGACUCGCUGAGCAGCCAUAUCACCAAAGGUCGCAAGAUCAAAAUCACAGAGGAUCCCGGUCUUCACCUUAUCUGGUACUAUGAUGUUCUGUUCCUCAAGCCUAUCCCACAUUUUCUUCUUAAUCACCGCUUUUGGAGCAAAUACCUAUCACCAAGACAGCCGCCACCCAACGAUGCGCUCUCAGACUCCUGCAAGUCCGCGCUAGGGUUUCUUCGUACCUACAGGUAUCUUAUAAAACAUGAGUCGGAUUUCACAACUGCGGUGGAGAAACACCUGAUCCCGACGGAUGUCAAGUUCAAAAGCUUCCAACUCUUCAUUGACAAUUUCCAACCCCUCGCCGACAGUGUAGUGGCUCCACGAUACCAUUACGGCCAGAUGCGCCUGAGCCGUUUGAACGUUGCCGUCUGGUUGUUUCCCCCGCGUCGAUGGUACUAUCAUCGGCUUGAUUGGCAAAUGGGCCAAUAUUUUGCUCGCUGGGCACCUCCGUUGCUUUUCAUUUGGGCAUCAACAAACCUGGUCUUGUCUUCUUUCUCACUUGUGCGGAGUAGUCGCGGCAAGGACACCUGGCCUUCACUUGUGACCACAAGCUGGGUCUUUGCACUGGUGGUACUUUUUGCUAUCGGUUUCACGGUUGCCACUCUGUUAAUAGUGAUAGUGUGGGUCUAUGGAAAGCAGCUCGCAUUUGCCAUUCAAACAGCCUGGAAGCACCACCGAGAUGUUCGGAGCCAGAAGGAGGCAGCAAAUGAUACAGCCAAGGAGGAGGGAUGAGGAGGAAUAUGAUGCUGUGUCCCAUGAACUGAGUAAUAUAUCAGGGUCUCACAGGUAUGUCAUAUUGCCAUUACCAAUCAUCUACACCAGCUUAUGUGUAUCUGCUGCGUCCACUGACUUCCUGAACGCAACUUCUAGCGG
Messenger RNA from Aspergillus wentii DTO 134E9, 1250 nucleotides. RefSeq lists its product as uncharacterized. Lineage: Eukaryota; Fungi; Ascomycota; Eurotiomycetes; Eurotiales; Aspergillaceae. The record is from RefSeq and is a predicted model, not a curated record. The transcript has a single exon. The coding region runs from base 132 to 1109 and encodes 325 amino acids.